Zalophus californianus (California sea lion) is the source of this 2008-nucleotide messenger RNA. RefSeq names its product TNF superfamily member 15 (gene TNFSF15). Gene Ontology annotation, molecular function: tumor necrosis factor receptor binding. Bases 120 to 887 code for a protein of 255 amino acids. The record is from RefSeq and is a predicted model, not a curated record. The transcript has 4 exons. Gene Ontology annotation, biological process: immune response. Gene Ontology annotation, cellular component: membrane. NCBI's taxonomy places the organism in Eukaryota, Metazoa, Chordata, Mammalia, Carnivora, Otariidae.
GGCCCGGGGGGGAGGAGUAGACAGUGAUUAAUGCACCCACUGUGAGAGCUUGUCUUCUAUUUAAUGGAGGGUCUCUCUGCCCAGGGGAAGUCAGAGCCAGCUUCAGGACCAGCAGGAGGAUGGCGGAGAAUCUGGGGCUGGGCUUCGGGGAAACAGCCAGUGUGGAAAUGCUGCCCGAGGAAGGCAGCUGCACACCCAAGGCCAGAGCCAGGCUGGCAGCCAGGAGCAGCAUGCGCUGGGCUCUCACCUGCUGCCUGGUAUCGCUCCCCAUCCUGGCAGGACUCACCACCUACCUACUCGUGGGCCAGCUCCGGGCCCAAGGAGAUGCCUGUGUGUUCCAGACUUCAAAAGGGCAAGAGUUUGGACCCUCACAUCAGCGAGCUUAUGCAAUUUCCGGAGCUGGUGGGGAUAAGCCAAGGGCACACCUGACAGUUGUCAGACAAAGUCCCACACAGCCCUUGAAAAAUCAGUUUCCGGCUCUGCAUUGGGAACAUGAACUUGGCUUGGCCUUUACCAAGAACCGGAUGAACUACACAAAUAAAUUCCUGGUGAUCCCAGAGUCAGGAGACUACUUUGUUUACUCCCAGGUCACGUUCCGAGGAACCACAUCUGAGUGUGGUGAAAUCCACCAAGUGAGCCGACUGAACAAGCCAGACUCCAUCAUCGUGGUCAUCACUAAGGUAACAGACAGCUACCCAGAGCCGACCCAGCUCCUAAUGGGGACCAAGUCCGUGUGUGAAGUAGGGAGCAACUGGUUCCAACCCAUCUACCUAGGGGCCAUGUUCUCCUUGCAGGAAGGGGACAAGCUGAUGGUGAACGUCAGUGACAUCUCUUUGGUGGAUUACACAAAAGAAGAUAAAACUUUCUUUGGAGCCUUCUUGCUGUAGGGGCAAGGCAGGCAUCCUCGUGUGAAGGUCCUCUGCCUCCUAGUUCCUAAUUUUCUUCACUCAUACGUAAUUAUAAUAAGGUUUUUGUUUUUGUUUUUGUUUUUGUUUUGGAGCAUUCCACAGAAACGGUGGCUUAGCUAUGAAAUUGGAAGCCCGAAAUUUCAUACUUUAUAUGCCUUAUGGAUGAGAAUCUUAACCGGAAAAAGGCAGAACAGAGCAGACACAUGACCUUGGUUGCUUGGAAAAGGGGUGGGUUUCUAAACACUGACACACUGAUCACCAAAUGAAUGGAGGUCUACUCGGAACACUUCCACCCCUUCGUACCACACAUCGGUCACCAGUGGGCCCAAUUAUUGUGGGAUUUGAUCAUGAAACAUUUGCUUCAGUUCAGGGGCCCUUGAACAAAAUCCAGAGCCCUAGAAAACAGUAUAAACCCUAGAGCAAAAUCCUUCAUCAGUGUCUCCAAACAUAUACUUUAAUGCCUUGUCUUAAAAAAAAAUGAAAAGAGGACUGGUAUUUCUCAUGAACAUGAAAGAAAGAAAGAAAGAAAGAAAGAAAGAAAGAAAGAAAGAAAGAAAGAAAGAAAGAAAGAAAGAAAGAAAGAAAGAAAGAAAGAAAGAAAGAAAGAAAGAAAGAAAGAAAGAAAGAAAGAAAGAAAUUGGUUUUCAUGCCAUCUAUGGCAAAUGAAAAAAGCAACCCCUCUUUUUAUUCUGUGCACAGGCAUGAAAACCAGCAAGUGUGAGUUCCACAUGUAUAUCAAAAAUACAACAAUAGCAUUUACUCAGCACAGUUUACUUGAGUACCUUUUACGUUCUGGGUACUACCUUUAUCCAGAAGAUAAGAAGAUAUGAAGAAUAAGACAGACUCUAUUCAAAACUUAAAUGAAUUCCACUCCAUGGCUCCUCGUCAAAUAUCAUUCAACGUACUCCAACAUGCUUGGACUAACUCCAAGUCCUUAAAAAAUAUCUCAUCUGACACUAGUAUGUAAGAUUUCUGAAGCUCUCCGGACACUAUAAGAUAUCCAGCUGAUGAGGUCACUCAAGAAACUCGAAGACAGAUUUCUAACCAACUAGACCAGCUCUACAGCAAACCUGAUCAACGCCAAGAGACAGCAGACUUAC